GUGUCAUCCUCAGAGUUUAGCUGCUCCAUCUUGUGAUACCUGUCAAAUGGGUUUUGUUUUCUGCUUUACUGCUUUUUUAUCAGUCACCUUUAUAUUAUUCCUGGCAGGAAAGUUUGACUCUUGGUAUUGCCAUGCUACUGUGUAUCUUAUGAAAAGUAGGUCUAAAGCCAGGAUAAGGUGAGAAGAAAAACGAAACACGAUAACAAAUGUGUUCCCUGAUCCCUCAGGUCUUUCCAAAAUAAGUGAGAAGUGCUCCUCAUGAUAAGGAGUUCUUCAGACCUCCUAUACUCCCUUUUAACAAAUCCCUUGAUAGAAUGCAAAUCCACACCUGUGAAAUACAUACGAUGUAUCUCAAAAGCAAAACAGUGGGGGUAGGAGCUGGAGGACAGUGGAAUAAUUUCAAAAUUCUUAAAAUAUAAAUCUUACAUAAUUUUUAAUUCCUCAUAUGUGGCAUGCAGCAAUAAUGAACAGCUCUGCUUCUCUACCUGCUUCAUCUUUUCCUCGAAGAGAAGAGGCUGUAAUUGCACUGUGGGAAGUGCAGGCAGAUCAUGCUGAGCCAGUGGGUGGUAGGGAGAUACAACCUGGUCAUGAGAGAAUUGGUGCAGUUAAUACAUUCAAAACAUUGAUUUCAGAAAGGACUGUAUGAAUGUGAUUGCAUCAGAUAUGGGGAUAUUGUAACCAGCUGGACUUUCUGAUAGAUGCUUUGGCUUGGCUCAAGAUCCUCUUGAUUGAAGAGCCAAACUGUAAUUUAGCUUUUCUUUUCAUGGUAUGUUAGAACACUUUGAGCUGCUAGGAUAUGAAGGUUCAUAGCUUUAAUUAUAUACAAUUGGUGCUGUUGAAAACAGCGUGAGGCAUAUAGGUAUCAAUGAUAAUGAAUGUUUAAAACUUAAUAAUAACUUACUAAUUAUCAAGCUCUGUUCUGAAACAGAAAAAUGAACAAUAAGCUUACAGGAGGUACAUCAAAUACUGACAUGGAAAAUCACGACCCUCUCUAUUUCAUAGAAUCAGGUCAGCAGGUAAACAUUCAUUCCACUAGCUGACAGACAGGCAGACAAAAGUUCUGACAAUAAAUGAACAUUACUUUUAAUUUCAGUCAGUUUUUCAGUGAAGACUGUGUGUAGACACCUAAUGUGGUGGUAUGUGUGCAUGUUCCUAUCCUUUUAGCCAUGCUCUUUGCAGCUGAGGCUUUUAAGUCCUUUGGAAUGAAAGCACCCUUUGGAACAUCUGCAAUAUUAUGUUGAUCACACUGACCUCCAAAGUCAGGUAAGUCACUGAGGGUAUCCUUGCUUGAUUCAGUGUCUAGCCAUGUGAUUAUACCUGCAGUCGUUAGAGGAGUCUGCUUCCUUUUGAGAAACCUGAAGAAGGUGAAACUGCAGCUUUCUUCCUGAGACAUUUCAGUGAUAACCAAAAGACAGUGUGCUAAUUAAAGGGAAAAAUAAAAAGUCUGUAGAGAGGAGAUGAUUGAUAAAAGGACUUCUAUGUUUUCCAAAUGUCAGCUCACUGUAAAUAUUUUGCAUAACUUCUACAGCCACAUUUAUCCUUUUUUUGGCACUGCUAUCUCAGUGGUGAAAGUUCAGUGUCUGAACAUAUGAGGAUGGUAGUUUUGUGCGGGGGCGGAAUGGGUUUAUUCUAGUUUUACUGUUUGGUGAAACUGGGAACCUGCACAGAUGGAAUCUAGGCUUUAAAUUCUCCUUAGAGAGAGAAAAGGAAUGGGGAGGAAAGAGUAACUAACUAGGGCAUGUGAGGCGAGCAUUUUGUUUGCUGUACUCCAGGACUCAGUUCUGUGAGCUUUUUCUAUUUUUUCUUUUAUUUUUUCUCAAAAGACUUCAGAAGAAAUGAAAUCAGGAUGUAAAAGCUGAAGAAAUCUAACUGAGGUACUUCAUUAGGGAGAUUUUCAAAAUGGAUGAUUGGAAAUCACUUCUUGUACUUCUCUUUGUAUCCACCUUUGGCACUCUAGAUGCACAACAGACUGCUUGCAUUAAUGCCACGACGGCAGAUGUUGUCUUUAUAGUGGAUACUUCAACAAGUAUUACCCAGGAAAACUUUCAGAAAGUGAAGAACUUCCUUUCCUCCUUUGUCUUAAGUUUUGACAUUGGCCUUGAUGCGGUCCGAGUUGGACUGGUCCAAUACAGUGACAAAGCUUACCAAGUAUUCUUACUGAAUCAGUAUUUAUUGAAAAAUGGUGUUUUGGAGCAGAUUGGGAAUUUGCCGUACAGAGGUGGAGAAACAUACACAGGGAGAGCUCUGGAUUUCGUCAGCACAAAGUAUUUCCUGGAAUCUGCUGGUAGUGGAGCAAAGGGUUAUGUCCCUCAGGUAGCCAUUCUUAUCACCAGUGGAGAAUCCAGGGAUGAAGUAGAACAGCCUGCCAAGAAACUGAGAUACAGAGGCAUUUCCAUGUACGUUGUUGGAAUUGGUAUCCAGAAUACAACUGAGCUUCAGCAAAUAGCCAGCAGACCUUUCCAUAAAUACCUGUAUAGCAUUGGUAGUUUCGAUGACCUUCCAGAUCUCUCCACAAGAGUUUUGCAAAACUUCUGCACUGCAAUUGAAAACCAGAUACAAGCAUUUGCAAAACAAUAUGCUGAUGUUAUUUUCCUUAUUGAUUCCGCUGAGAACAUGAAGCCUUCAACGUCUGAAAGGGUAAAACAGUUCAUCUCCCAAGUAGUCAGGCAGCUAGAUGUUGGGCUUAACAAGCAUAGGGUUGGCCUAGCCCAGUUUAAUGGCAUAGGAAAGGUGGAGUUUUUACUGAACACAUAUGAAAACAAAGAAGAGCUGCUUGAACACAUUCAGCGCAGCAUUGCGUUCACUGGAGGCUCAUUGCAGAAUGAAAGUGUCAUGGAGUUUUUGAAGAAAACCUUUUUAAUGAACGGUGCUGGAAGUCGGCUCAGUGAAGGCACUCCACAGGUUGUUGUGAUCUUCACAUCUUCUGGAUCCAGAAACAGUAUCAUGGAGGAAGCCUGGAUGUUAGAGGAGAUGGGGGUGAAAGUUACCUCAGUUGAUGUUGAAUACUUUGACAUGAUAGAAGCGGUGAGAGAACUCUCUAGCAAGGCUGAUCAGAUUUAUGAAGUGGAGAGCAUUAACCUCGUGCAACAAAACAUUGUCAGUAACAUCGAAACUUCACUUCAGAAGCUUUAUGACCUUGAUUCAAGUGUGCCAGCAGUGUGUUCUAGUGCAACAGUGGCAGAUAUUGUGUUUCUUGUGGAUGAAUCCAGCAAAAUUGGGUCAAAAAACUUCCAGCUGAUCAGGGCUUUUCUGUUAAAAAUUGUUAAUGCCCUAGAUAUUGCUCCAAACAAUGUAAGAGUUGGUCUAGUAUUAUACAGUAAUGAACCAAGACUAGAGUUCACUCUUGACACAUUCGAGGAUAAACUGGAAAUACUGAACUACCUGACGAAUUUACCAUAUCGAGGUGGGCAAGCAUAUACUGGAAUAGCGAUUGAAUUCCUGAGGAAUAAGGUUUUCACUCAAGAGGCAGGCAGCAGAAAAAAACAAGGAGUGCAGCAGAUUGCUGUGGUUAUCACUGAUGGACAAUCCUUGGAUGAUUACGCUGAACCAGCAUCAAAACUAAGACGUGAGAGUGUUACAGUCUACGCUGUGGGCAUCAAGAAUAUCACAGAGGGUAGCAAACUUGAUAAAAUUGCAACGUAUCCCCCAAGGACUCAUGUUACCGCCCUGAAGUUUUUUCUACAACUGUCGAAUAUUGCAUGGAAAAUAAAGAAACAACUUUGUAAUGAGAUUGUGGCAAAAACAUUUGUAGUCCCCUUACAAUCACAAGGUCUGAAGAAAGGUUGUGUGGACACAGAGGAAGCUGACAUUUAUUUCUUGAUUGAUGGUUCUGGAAGCAUAUAUCCAUCCGACUUCAAGGACAUGAAAACAUUCAUGAAUGAGGUUAUCAGAGUGUUUCAACUUGGAGCUAACAAUGUUCGCUUUGGUGUGGUUCAGUAUGCAUCUGAGGCAAAGACAGAAAUCAUAAUUGGCCGGCACAACCAAAUGAUGAGGUUAACAGAGGCAAUUGACAAUAUUGAUCAAAUCGGUGGAGGUACCAGAACUGGAAAUGCCUUAAAGUCUAUGAAAACUCCGUUCAAAAUGGCUUAUAGGGAAAAUGUUCCACAGAUUCUGAUAGUGAUUACAGAUGGUAAAUCUGAAGAUGGAGUGAAUCAGGCAGCAAGAGAUUUGAGACAACAAGGAAUCAUUAUCUAUGCCAUUGGCAUCAAGGAUGCUGUUCAACAAGAGUUGGAGGAAAUAGCCGAGACAAAAAAUAGAAUGUUUUUUGUAAAUGACUUUGAUUCUCUGAAACAUAUUAAACGUGAAAUUGUGCAAGAAGUCUGUUCAACAAAUGUCUGUAAAAAUGUGAGAGCUGAUAUUGUUUUCCUUGUGGACAGCUCAAACAGUAUUCGACCAGCUGAGUUUCAGAAGAUAAAGGAUUUCAUGCAGUCAUUUGUCAUCAAGGUAGAGGUUGGGCUUGAUAAUGUUCGAAUUGGCUUGAUUCAGUUCAGCUCUGAAAUAAGGGAAGAGUUCCAGCUGGACAGAUACAACACUAUAGCUGAUGUGCGGAGAGCCAUUCAAGAAAUACAGCAGAUAAAAUUGGGAACACUGACUGGGAAAGCAUUGACCUUUGCUGCUUCUUACUUUGAUCCUCCUAGAGGAGGGCGUCCUGAAUUAAAACAGUACCUGAUAGUGAUUACUGAUGGAGAAGCCCAAGAUUCAGUAAAAAGCCCAGCCAGAGCCAUCCGAGACAAAGGUAUCACUAUAUACGCUAUUGACUUGCUCCAGGCGAACAAUUCACAACUUGUGGAGAUCACUGGCACCCAAGACAAAGUGUUCUUUGAGAGUGAAAUGAACUUCUCAGAAAAGCAGAUUCUCUUUGAAAUUUGUAAUCUACAGAAGUUGUGCAAGAGAGCAGAAGCUGCUGAUAUCAUAUUUGUAGUGCAUGGAUCAUCUGGUGUUACAGACCUGCAGUUCAAAAGCAUGCUUCGGCUUGUAGAAGCAGUAGUUAACAACUCAGUGGUUGGAAAGGACAAAGUUCAGUUUGGUGUUCUGGUCUAUAGCUCAAAGCCAGAGGUGCAGUUCUCACUGAAUUCGUAUGCUUCCAAGUCUCAGAUUAGAGAAGCAGUAUUCAGCUUGAAGCCUCUGUCAGGCCAGCCCUUCACAGCAAGAGCUUUGAGCUUUGCUAGGCAGAGAUUUGAUGUGAACUAUGGUGGACGUGCAUCAUCUCUUGCUGUCACUAGGAUCCUUGUUCUCAUUACUGAUGAACCAACAGUGCCAUCAGAUAGAGACAACCUUCCAAUGGCCAUAAGGGCUUUGAAGGAAGAUAAAAUCGUCUUAAUUGCUGUUGGAGUGAGCAAAGCAAGCAGAGAAGAGCUUGAAGAGAUUACUGAAGAUCAGGAAAGAUUAUUCUUUGCACAAAACUAUGAUGCACUAGAAAACAUACACGAAAACCUGACUCAGAUAGUGUGUGAGAAAUCUAAGCCAGUUUGCAGCAAUCAUGUGGCAGACCUGAUAUUUUUGAUAGAUGGAUCAGAAAGUAUAUCAGAAAACAGCUUUUCCAUCAUGAAGACCUUCAUGGAGGAUGUUGUGGAUAGUUUUGUUAUUUCUAGGGACGAAGUACAUGUUGGAGUAGUCCAAUAUAGUCAAGAACCCCAGAAGGAAUUUUAUCUUAAUGAGUUCUACAGUGACACCAUUAUAAAGGAACAGAUAAACAGAAUCGAGCAACUGAAAUCUUCUACAUUCACUGGCAAAGGACUGAAGUUUGCCCAGAGACUUUUUGAGCCUGCCAAUGGAGGCCGCAAGUACCAAGGAGUUUCGCAGAACCUUGUUGUGAUUACAGAUGGAUAUUCUGCUGACAGAGUGGAUGAUGCAGCCAUGGCUUUGAGAAGCAAUGGGAUACACGUCUUUGCAGUUGGGGUAGGGAUUGUAAACUCUUUUGAGCUGCUCCGAAUAGCUGGUGAUGCAAGGAGAGUGUUCACAGUGGAGAACUUUGAUGCGCUGAAAACAAUCAGGAGCACUAUUACCAGUGAGAUCUGUGAGCCUGAAGACUCGGCUAACCAGGAUUAUUGCAAUAUAGACCUUGCUAUAGCAGUUGAUAUUUCAAGACGUAUGCAGUCUGCAUCUUCACUGCUUCUGAAACAGAAAUUGCAAACAUUCCUUCCCAGGCUUUUAUUCCAGAUGAAAUCUCUUCCAAAUAUCAGCUGUAGUGCUGGAUUUCCGGUCAACGUUAGGUUCAAAUUCCAAGUAUUGUCACAGACCAAGGAAUUCCUCUUCAACUCGGAUUUUGAGGACUAUAAUGAAGAGAUCAUACAGAAGUUCUUAGAUGCACAAACAGUGGUGGAUACUUACCUGAACGUAGACUUCUUACAGGCAGUUCAGGAGAAGUUUUUUAGUGCAACCUCUGCUAAAGUGAAGGUUCUGUUAGUAUUUUCAGAUGGGUUGGAUGAUUCACUGGAAGAUCUCAGAAAAGCAGCCACUGCCUUUCGACUCAAAGGUCUUGAUGCCCUUCUCUUAGUUGGCUUGGAUAAUAGUCAGAACCUGACUACACUUCGUGAAAUAGAGUUUGGCAGAGGUUUUGGAUACAAUGAACCUCUGAGUGUUGGAUUUCCAGAGAUUGCAAGCAUCUUGCAGAGAAACCUUGAUACUGUUGCAGAAAGAAAAUGCUGUAAUGUUGUUUGUAAAUGCCUUGGAGAAAUUGGUGAUCAUGGAGGCUGGGGAAAUCCUGGGAGGAAGGGAAGUACAGGUUACAGAGGAUCUCCUGGCCACCCUGGUGAGGAAGGUGGGAUUGGAGACAGGGGUCCGGUUGGUUUCAAUGGGACUCGAGGAGAUAGGGGAUGUGCAGGUGCCAGAGGCCGUAAGGGACCCAGGGGUUAUCAGGGAAGUCAGGGUGAGCAUGGUGAGAGUGGAUUUGAUGGCAUCGAUGGAGAACAGGGAGAACAUGGAUCUCCUGGAUUUCCUGGAGAGAAAGGCAGCCCUGGAAAACGGGGCAGAAAAGGCCUCAGAGGAGAACCAGGUGAACGAGGAGAACCUGGUCUAAGAGGAGAUCAUGGAGAUCCUGGGAUUGACAAUAAUAUUGCUGGUCCUAAGGGAGAAAAAGGAAACCCAGCAUGGCAGGGAGACCCAGGACCACAUGGACUCCAAGGAGAGCAGGGCCAUGCUGGUCCUGAUGGUGCAGAAGGUCGAAGAGGCCCUCCAGGUAUAAAGGGUGAGCAAGGAGAACUCGGGGAAAUGGGUUACCCAGGAGACCCUGGUCUCCCAGGCCCACAGGGCCCAAGAGGACCACAAGGGAUCAGAGGACCUCCAGGACCACAAGGCAUGCCAGGCUCUCAGGCUAGUCUGGGUCCCCCAGGUCCACCUGGCUCAAUUGGAAAGCUUGGUGCAAGAGGAGCAAAGGGUGAGCCUGGUGACCCUGGAGAGAAAGGCCCUGUGGGACCACCUGGACCGAGAGGCAUACCAGGCAUGGAUGGCAGAGACAUCUAUGGUCCUGAAGGAAACAAAGGAGCAAAGGGGGAAUCUGGAUUCAUAGGGUAUCCUGGUCCAGAGGGAGAAGAUGGAGACCCAGGUGUUUCAGGAGCUAAAGGACCAAAAGGAAUUAGGGGUAGAAGGGGUAAUGCUGGCACACCAGGUUCCCUGGGAGAUCCAGGGGAUCAAGGACCAUCAGGACCUAUGGGUGCCAAGGGAUCAAGAGGCACCGUUUUAAUGGAAGUAAGUAACUAGCUCACAUCUAGCUGCGUGCUACUUGGGACUGUUUUAGCCAUCAUCUGUUUAUAAUCACUUAACACAGUAAGACAUUGAAUUGUUAGAAAACAGUAUCCUUUUCAAAUACUUAUUCACUGUAUUCUGACAGUGGGUCAUUCUGUUUGGCAAGUAAUCAAGAAGUGAGGAAAGAUGAUAUUACACUAUGUACAAUCUACAAACAUUAAUAUUCCUUUACUUGUUAUCUCAUUCACAUCAAUUUAAACAUCAGAUACUCUUCAGGGUUAUGUCUGACCUCCUUGCAAAGGAAGACACUUACUUAGCAGUAGCUAUUUUCAUUGUGAAUAUUAGGGCAGGAUUUCUUCAGAAUCUCAACCCUAUAGGAUAUAAUUAUAUAA
Messenger RNA from Tympanuchus pallidicinctus (lesser prairie-chicken), 8075 nucleotides. It is a transcript of the gene COL6A6, whose product is annotated as collagen type VI alpha 6 chain. The transcript has 31 exons. The coding region runs from base 1900 to 7698 and encodes 1932 amino acids. The record is from RefSeq and is a predicted model, not a curated record. NCBI's taxonomy places the organism in Eukaryota, Metazoa, Chordata, Aves, Galliformes, Phasianidae.